GUUCAACAUGGCGCAUGAGGUUUGUGCGGAAAGCGCGUUUAUUUGAAGGUCGUUGAAUUGAGUUAAGAUUGGUCGAGUUUUAAAAUGGUUUCAUCAGAAGAAAGUAUCAUUUUGUUUUAAACUUAAAUCAACCAUGGAGGCGGAUGGUGAUAAAGCAACUGCGAUUGGAUGUCCUUCACAGACGGUGAGUUAUUCUAGCAACUUGCGUAGCUAAAUUUGUAGCAACCUACCAUAAUUUGGAGGUGAUGGUCCGGAUGUGCGUGAUGAUUGGUCUUCUUACGUCCUUCUAACCCCUCGACAGAAACAUAAUACUGACCUUACCAUUUUCAUAAGUGGACCCUCAAUAAUGGUAUGGACCUUGCUUAUGCUUCUCAGGGGCGUAGAUGCUCUGGGGUGUAAAUAGGCCUUUUCAUAGAAGGGGGAUGGAGGUCACACUGUGCCACACCCAGGAUACCCAUGCGAAAGAUAUUUUUCGGAUGAGUAUUGAGUGAUUGAUACUGUGUAGAUUUUCAGGAAGAACCUUUAUAAUAAUUUCUGGAAAGUGUGAUGAAGAAAAUACAAUGAUGGUGCCAGAUAACUUUUCAUUACACAAGCUGCGCCUAAAGAGUGGCUUCAGGUAUAGUCUAGUCAAUGAGAUUACCAUAAUAUUCUUUUAUCAGUCCCUGGCGGGUAAAGCUGCUGUAUGUCAAGGAUGCCCAGGACAGUAUCUCUGUAGUCAACAAGGUAGAUUGUUUUCAAACGUUGGAUUUUUAAAAUAACACACACACCAUUAACUUGGUUCCAUUUUACAUUUUACAAAUUAUACAAAAAUAUAGGAACACUGUACAGCUAGCUAAGCCUGUUUUUUUUUUUUUAUAUAAUUAUUAUUCUCUGACAUACAUCAUAAUUUCUUUGAAAAGAUUGAAUUCCCCCACAUGAACAUAUUUCAGAUUGAGGAAAGCUCUUUACUUGCUGGUGUCUCCACAGUGAAAUAUGAUAGAGAAAUUAUAGAGUAAAAUCACUGGGGGCAAAUUGAAAUUAGUCCUAUUUUGAUUGUUGUAAAUCUAAUCAAACAUCAGUUUUUGGCCAUGAAAAAAUUGAAGUACAGUAUAUGCGAAGAAAGGAAAAAUUUGGUCACUAGAUAUGUUUAAAAGCCCUAAAGCUCAUUUUUUACGCUGAUGAUCAACAGGUGUUUUGGACCCAGAUCAAGAGAUGAUUGAUUUGCGAAUGAAUGCAGUCAAACAUAAGAUUCUUAUUUUAUCAGGAAAAGGGGGUAAUAAUGUGUUGUAGUCUUGAAUUAAUUUCAGAUCUUAAUGAUUUAAAUCUAGUAUGAUUUGAUUUUCCUUUGUUCUGGAUAUGUUACCUUAAUUCUUAACAAAGAAAACACAAAUCAAGCUGGUUGAAUUCACUUAUCACUUUAAACUGCAAUAAAUUGUACACGGUACUGCAAUAUACUAUUUUAAGUCAAUCAAAUUGAAGUUAGUUUCCUAGUUCAUUAUAUUUGAAUCUAGGUUUGACUCCUUCUUCCUUGCACCUGUCUUAUCAUAAAGGACCUCUUGUUGCAGCGUUUAGAUCACCUCUGAUGUAGGCACCAGACGGGAGUGUCAAAACAUUAGGUCUAUUUAAUGAGUGUAACUUCUCAGUUACACUCAUAAAAUCUUUAAACCAGAGUAGCAUCAAACCAUAUCUGAGUUUCACUCCUGUUUCAAAUUUUUACUUCUUUUUUAUGACUCAUUACACCAAUUUUAAAAUGAAAAAGUACAUGUUCAUAAUUAUUGAAGUAAACCAUCUUAAUUCAUUACUAAAGCUGCCUAUUUUCUUGCAUGGUUAACCCUUUAAUUCCCAGAGGUGAUCAACAUGAAACUUCUUCCGAUAAUAUCCUUACAUUAUCCCGCAAACAGCUAAUGAGGAUAUUCAAACUUAUCAGGUAGAAGUUGUUGUCUUGAUCCAACACCAAAUUCUCAUAACUAAUCUACAAGGAUAUGUGUAACAGCUAGAAGGGAGAAUUACUAAUUAGAACUUGGGAGUGAAAGGGUUAAGUAAUGGGAAAAGGUUGCAGCUGAAGGCUGAAGGAGUUGGAAGGGCUGAAAAUUCCUUACAACUUACCAGCCUGGAUAUCUUUCUCAAAAUGUCCAAAAUCCAAGCAGCAUGAUCAUUAAAUCAGGAAAUAUUGGUGGAUACUUAGCGUAAUAUUUUGUUACUAGCUUCCAACCAACAGGGUCACAUAUUCUAAGCCCAUUGGAAUUCUACAGCACAAUUAGGAAUCAAAAUAAAGUUACAAACCAUACAAUUAAUUAGUAAAGGUUUUUCUUUAAAUCUGGAUUUUUGUAGGAGUUGGUAAAUCAAGUGUGGCUUCUAAUCUUAGCAUGGCUCUUGCUAACAUGGGCCAAAAGGUAACUUUAUAAGACAUGAAGUGCUACAUCUAGUAAGGGUAGAGCCAGUGUACACCGAAAAUAUUUUUUAAUUGUGUUACUGUGUACAAGGACAGAAGUAUUAUAAAUGUCAAAACCACUCAACCUUUAACCCUUAAGAGUGACUAGCAUCUAAUUUCCCCUUACAGUGGCCAAAUAAAUUCUUAGGGGAAUUACAAUGAACACAUUGCUGGUCAAAGUGGAAUUCAGGUGAACCCUUUACACCCUAACGUCAAUAUGCAUAUUCUCCAUACUGUUAUCUAUACAUUCCCUAAGGUGCUGAUAAGGAGAAUUUGGUGUAACAAUCAAGUUCUUCUUUGGUUGGUGAUCAUUUCUUUUUUUUCUUGUGAUCUCGAUGUGUGAUUCAGGAGUGAUAUUGUAAGGAGAUCAAUAUUAGAUUCUAGUCAUUCUUAUCGGUUAGAGGGUUAAAGUGAUUUCAGACUAGGUUGAUUUGUAUUUCUUUGAUUUUAAAACAAUCAAAAUCAUAAUUUUUUAUUAAUGAAAUGAAAUACAAAUUGUAAGGUAGUUACAAAUAUGUUUGACUUGAAUUCACUUUAUUUAAACUAUAUUUGGUAAAUUGGGACUAAUUUUAACUUUGGUUUAGGUGGGGUUAGUGGACUUGGACAUUUGUGGUCCAAGUGUACCAAAGCUAAUGGCAGUUGAAGGACAACAAGUCAUUAACUCACCAUAUGGAUGGACUCCUUUGAAGUAAGAAGGAAUACAUACUUAUAACAGAGUUUGAGGUUGCUGUUGUUUUUUUUUUUUUUCACACAAAGCAUGCUUGUUGUAAAUUCAAGCAAAUAAAACAUGGUUCUGUAGUUUACGGUACUAACCAAGAAAACAUGGUUAUACAGUAGAACACACCAGUGGCGGAUUUAAGGGAGGGGCUCAGUUAAAAAAAAAUAAUAAAUAAGAAUUGCAGAAGGAAGAAAAGCUGGCAGGGCAAGUGACAAAAAACCAAGGCCCCCUCCCACUCAGCUCAAGGUCUGGAUCUGCUGCUGCACACUACAACAAAAUGCAACACAAAACAACUCAAAGAAAAGACAGGACAAUACAACAGGGAAGAGUAAAUAUAAUACUGUAAAUUGCAAUACAGUUGACAUUAUUGGCUCCUCCCCUCUCUGCAGAUGCCUUUUUGAUUGUUCCAAAGUUCCUGAAGUAGGAGUCAGUACAGUCAUCAGUGGCAUCUGAGAUAAUAACUUAAGUUUAUAUUAGGAACAGCUUCUGUAUGAAUUAUAGGAUGUGUAAGCUGAGUGUCUUUUUUCCACCUUCAGAUCGCCUCAUUUUGGUGUAAAAGUUAUGUCAGUAGGUUCUUUACUGCAAAAGACAGACAAUGCGUAAGUUACUGGAAAUGUGCAUGUAUGUAUAGUCUAGUAUUAGUUGUAAAUAGCUGUGAAUUGAAUGCGUUAGAGCAGAAAUGUAACUGUGUCAGCAUUGAUGAUGUACAUCUUCUUAGGCAAAGAACUUAGUAUAUACUUAGUUUCCUUAACCCUUAUCCUCUUAUAAUGGCUUUUGCCUACAGUUGGGUAAAAAUAUUUAACUCUUUACCAAAGGAGAUCAGAAACACAAAAAGCCUUAGCCUUUCUAGAAAGAAAAUUUUUUAUAAAUAUUUCAAUUCAUAGAUCAUAAGAUGCUAUUUUAUUAUUGAAAUGUACGCUGUUUUUUAAUCUAUAUUUUAAUCUGUAAAAAGUUCAUUUUUCUUUUUUCUUUGUCACAUUCCAGCAACAUUCUUUUAAGCAUUGACGAAUUUUUUUUCAAUGAACUUUAGGAUAAUAUGGCGCGGACCGCGGAAAACAGGUAUGGUUCUUGUUGGUCUGGGCUCCCGCUUGUAAGGCUUUCAAUAACCUACAAAAAAAGGCCUUUCUUUUCUUUCUUUAUAUAUAUUUGUUACGUUUUUAAAUGUUUUAGGUCUAAUCAAGCAGUUUAUGAAGGACACAUUUUGGGGUCGCCUCGACUUUCUUAUAUUUGGUAAGUUACGGUAUGCAGUUUUUAGGUCUUUUUUUGUUGGAAAUUAACUAGUCUGAAUAUUGAGGGGCUGCGGGAAAAGAUAGUACCAACGAUUUAAUUGUAAAUAGAAUAUGAAAGAUGGUAAUUUUGAGCUCGGUAUCGUAAAUAAAUGGAGAAGGAUGUUUUUCGUCUUGUCUCGAGCGAGAAACAAAGAAAAAGUUCCAUGAGAAAUCAAACCUCAGACCUUCACAUUCCUCGCGCUGAUGCUCUACCUCUGAGCCAUAGAGAUUCUAUGGUGAGCAAGGCCCAUUACAAAGUUCAUAUAAUUGGAAGACAAAAUUGGACCCUAUCAGGUAUUUGAUUGUUUCUCAAUACGAACUUUCAAAACCAGACAAAAACUCUCAAUUGCUGUUAAGGAUAUGACGUCUUUGAAGACCCUUGGGCUGACAACCGGGCGAGAGGAAACUAUAGUACAAUUGCUUUGGUUUUACUUAACUUUGCUCUGUGAUUGGCCAUUCUCUCGACCAAUCAAAUGCAAACCUAAAAACAAUCGCGUCUUGGUCAAUCGCAUUUUCCCGCGCUUCAGGCAGUUUGUUUAUUUUCACUUCGAGUUUUCAUCAGCUCACCCGUAAGAUAUCGAGUUGAACACUCGAAGAGAAAUUCUCUUUCUACGCGCGCCAUGUAUUAUUCUCUAUUUAACAGACACACCACCCGGUACAUCAGAUGAGCAUCUGACUGUUGUCAAAGCACUGAAAAACGUCAAUCCUGAUGGAGCUGUCGUGGUUACGACGCCUCAAGAGGUUGCGUUGGCAACGAUUCGCAAGGAGCUGAAUUUUUGCCGAAAGAUGGAUUUGACAGUAUUAGGUAUCGUGGAAAAUAUGAGUGGCUUUGUUUGCCCGUACUGUCAGGUAUGUUAAGUAUUUAAGCUAUAUAACAAACUGCUCGCGCUUGCUCCUUGUGUUGUCAACACAACCCUUGAGAUAGUUGCCAGCAAUCAACCUUUACAAGGUGCUAAUUAUAUUUAUAUCUUUUGUUUAGUUUGAGUUACGAAGCAGUUAUGGUUUAUGUUUUUUCAUUGGCUUAAGAAUAAACUCACUCUGUUAAAAUUGCUUUAUUGUGUUGAUAAACGUUAGGAAUGUUCAAACCUGUUUUCUUCUGGAGGCGCUGAAAGACUCGCUAGUGAAAAUGGUCUUCGUCUCCUUGCAAAAAUCCCGUUAGAUCAGGUAUUAUAUUAAAAAAACUAAUUGUGGUUAUUUUUUAUGAUAGUGACGUUCUGUUGUUGCUGUUAGUGAUGAUGAUGAUGGUAAUAAUGAUACUGUAGUCAUUGGUGUUGUUUAUGUUGUUUGUUUUGUUGACUUGAUGCAUGCCAACGAUGGCGAUAACCAUGAUGCUGAAGCUUCUACUGAUACUGACCUCUAUUAGGCAGCCAGCUAUGUGGAAUGCAAAAACCCAAAAGUCAUUUUCUCUCAAACUCUGUAAAAAUAGAACUUCUUUUAGAGCAAGUUUCAAUUGGGUGUCAAAAGUAAUUCGGAAUGGCUUUAGUUUUGCUUUUCCUCGCCGCGUGACUGGUCCAGAUAACUCGCGCCACUUUUUUCAACCAAUCAGAUUCAAAACUAAAACCAAUCGAGAGAUAGUCACUCGCGUUUUCCCGCGCUUUGGAUAAUUUGCUUGUUUUGAAUUUUAGAUCUCAUUGGCUCCUUGUGACGUUUUCCUUUCUCUGAUUGGUUGUCAAUUAGUCUUGGUUUUACGACGCUCAGUCGUAAUGCGCUCUUAGUGGCACAAAAUUGACUUAUGUGUGAACCGAACAUGUCUGCCUCUUGGGGAGAGAGAGGCCUGGGUUUGGAAAGCUAUUUCGCAUACGCUUAAGGAAACUAUGAAGAUUUAUUUGUUUUCAGACCCAUACUCUCUCGUAAACGGGAGCUUUUAACGUUUCACUGUGUUUUUGUAGCUUGUCAGAAACCACCAUGUCGAUAAAUUAUUUGCAUGACACGCAAGUUUUUCUUACAUUCGAAAUACUUUUUUAAAAUUUUUUUACUCUCCUCUUCAUAGAACCUGUGCGUUUGUUGUGAACAAGGUUCGAACAUUUUCGAGUCAUUUCCAGAAUCACCCGCGGGAACUGCGCUACAGUCUCUCGCAGCAAAGUUAAUCAGAAAGAUGAAACCGGAAUGACGUCAUCUUGACCUACAUUUCGUCCUCUCUGGUGAUUGCUGGUCGUUUACUGUCGCACAAGUUUAUCUCAACAAAAUUGUUUUUAAAUCCAGUAAUCUGAAAUGCUCUGAGACUAAGUGUUGAUAUUAUAGAGGUAUGAGUGGCAAUAAAACAUGGGAUAUAAGAUUGCAGCAAAAAAGUAGCAAAAAAAUCAAAAUGGGGAACGCGAGUUUAGUCUCGUCACGCAAUGGAUAGAACGUGGCGUGACAAAACAACGAAUUCCGGGUACCAAAAUUUGUGAACAGCUAGUGUAAAGCGAAUGUUAAUAUUUAAUUAAAGUUUCAUUUUUAUGGGGAUCUAAAAGAUUAUAGCAAUAUUUAGACAUGAAUAAUACUAAAAAUUAUGGUUGAAUAAGCAGUUUAUUUAUAUUUUUAACUUAUUUGAAAAGCCUUGUAUAAUGAUGCGUUUGAAGAUAUUGUUUUAUAAAUUAUGUAUAGCCAAUUGUAAGCCAGUUAUCACUCAAAUAUUUUACAGGAUUUUAUGGCUAGUACUUUCCGGACUAUUUGUCAAGUAGUGCAUAAUUUAGGAAAAUGAUUGAAAACUUAUUUCAAGUCUAGUGA
Molecule: messenger RNA, 7105 nt
Organism: Pocillopora meandrina
Lineage: Eukaryota; Metazoa; Cnidaria; Anthozoa; Scleractinia; Pocilloporidae
Source: the annotation of a GenBank genome assembly